CCUCCUCCCCAUAACCAAACCCCUCCUUUGUGUCUUUGGCGCCGUUCCUAUAUAAAGAGGGAACAGGACCCGCUCCUAAUUAUUUCUUAAUUUUUUUUUGGAGCCUCGCACCCACCGCCCGGCACCGACACAGCCGCCGCCAUGGACAUGAAGAAGAGACUGAACUUGGAGCUGAGGAACAGGAAAGCCGCCGAGGUUAAAGAAAUGGUUCUGGAUAACUGCCGUUCAGAUGGCAAGAUCACAGGGCUUACUGCUGACUUUGUAAACAUGGAGAUCUUAAGUAUGAUAAACAUCAACUUAUUGUCAGUGUCUAAUCUUCCCAAACUUGAAAAACUAAAGAAGUUAGAGCUUAGUGACAACAGAAUUUCUGGUGGUUUAGAGGUGCUUGCAGAGAGGACCCCAAAUCUGACGCACUUAAAUCUCAGCGGCAAUAAGAUUAAAGACAUCAACACCUUGGAGCCACUUAAGAAACUAACUCACCUCAUGAGUUUAGAUCUGUUCAAUUGUGAGGUGACAAUGCUGAAUAACUACAGAGAAAGUGUAUUUGCUUUGCUGCCGCAACUAACUUUCCUUGAUGGGUUUGAUGCUGAUGGUCAAGAGGCUCCAGAUUCUGACCCAGAACCAGAUGGGGAGGAUGCAGAUGAGAAUGGAGAAGAAGGAGAGGAAGAUGAAGAGGAGGAGGAUGAUCUUGAUGAAGAUGAGCUUGAUGAGGAUGAAGAUGUAGUAGAUGAGGAGGAUGUAGAAGAGGAGGAAGAGGGAGAUGAUGAAGAUGAGGAUGGGCACCAGGGAGAGAAACGGAAAAGGGAUUUGGAAGAUGAGGGGGAUGAAGAAGACUUUGAUGAUGAAGAGGAUGAUGACGAAUAAGACCCAAAAGGCUACUGGAUCUUUUUUUAUAUGGACUGUUGGGGCUGGCCACCAGUGCAUGUGGCAGUGUCUGCUGAUGAGUCACUGAAUACCGCUGUCAGCCACCUUGUUCAAAAUUCUUUCUUUUGUGUGUGUAGAUGUGUAGGGUUGAGAGAUGAGACUUUAUUCUGGUCUGAAUGAAUUUUGUUUGCCGCUUUAUUUAAUAAGAUGGCCGCCUGAGCUAUUUGCGGAGCCAGAUCGUAGGAUGCCUUCCCUUUAUAAUUUUUUUUUUUUUUUCUCAACCCCUCUUUCCCUGGAAUUUUCUGUGAAAGUUCUGUGGUUCCUCUGAUCUGUGAAUGGUGCACGGGUGUUUAAAUCUGAGUGAUUCCAAAGACAGUCUCCCUCCCUCUAUCCUGCAUCCUUCUUGUGUUCAGUCAUGCCUUAUUAUUCUGCUUUGUUUAUUCCAGACUCCAUGUAUGGUUAACAUUUGCGUAUUUUGGCAAUAAGAUUUAUGAUAAAAUUGUACAAAUUUGUCUUUUUCACAAAUUGAUUUCUUUCCCACUGCUCCUUCCUUUAAACACCCCCCCCCCACACACACACCACCCCAAAAAAACAAACAAAAAACAAAUCUGCACUGCAAGAUCUUUGUAUUGCUUCCUACUGACUAACCAUGCUAUCCUAGCAUAAUAGCUUUUCAUGGUUCUGAACUGGAAUUUAGUAGGGUUCUCAGGCCAAGUCCUGGUAUCAUCUGUUUGGUGUUGACCUUACCCCGUUUUGUAAACGUUAUGUGUAAAGGUCACUUCACAUUUUGUAGUGCCAGAUCAGGUUCAAGAAAGCUACCUGUAUAUCUGCAAUAGUAUUUCAGGGCUUUGCUUCAUUUCUUGUGCAUUGUCAUUGGCUAACAUCAGUGCUGCAAUUAAAAUACUUUUUUUUUGUAACUUUCAAUUUCCUGUUUAACCAUCCCUACCUCUAAUGUACAGCUGUAUCAAACUUGUGGUAACCCUUCCACUUGUUAUCAAAUGUGUAGAUGACAUGCAGGUCAAGUUUCCUUAACGGGUCAUGGUUUUUUGUUUUAAGCUUCACUAUGUAGGUGUGUUCUUGCAGGUUGUAAGUGUAUUUACUACAAAUUCUGAUGUAUUUCCCUUGCUUUUUGUGGAGGGAGAUUUAAGGUAUCCAAUCUAUACGAAAAACCUGACCUAUUAAACACCCAUGUCUUUGUAUUUGGUUGUUACAGAGCCUUUUUAAUAAAAUAUUUUGGGGGUUUUUAAA
Pseudophryne corroboree (corroboree frog) is the source of this 2112-nucleotide messenger RNA. RefSeq names its product acidic leucine-rich nuclear phosphoprotein 32 family member B-like. Lineage: Eukaryota; Metazoa; Chordata; Amphibia; Anura; Myobatrachidae. The transcript has 7 exons. Bases 142 to 864 code for a protein of 240 amino acids. Gene Ontology annotation, biological process: regulation of apoptotic process. Gene Ontology annotation, cellular component: nucleus. Gene Ontology annotation, molecular function: histone binding. The record is from RefSeq and is a predicted model, not a curated record.